GCUUGACUGCUAUUUUGCGCCCUUCCAGCCUACGGAGCUGCGGCCGGCUGCUGCCUUCAAGGAGGAGGUCGCCGAGUUCGUGUCCCACAUCACUCCUUUGUUCUUCUUCGCGAUGGUCUGGUCUGUGGGGGCCACGUGCGAAGGUUCCACACGGCCGGCUUUCUCCAAGCUGAUCUGGGCCAUUUUGAAUGAGGAGAAGCACGAGCGGCUCGAACUCGAGGUCCAGGGCAUGAACGUGGAACUGCCGCCCGUCCAGGAUGGCAUCAAGCUGGCUGGCCUGGAUAUCGGCGCAUUCAUCUACGAUUACUUCUACGACAUUCAGAAGAGCCAGUGGGUUCCCUGGAUGGAGACCAUCCCUGCCUUCGAGAUUCCCCGCUCUGCACAGUACGACGAGAUCGUGGUUCCGUCUGUGGACUCUGUCCGCUUGGUCUAUGCCUUCCAGAUUCUGAUCACCCACGACAAGCACGUCCUGUGCCCCGGCCCCACGGGAACUGGCAAGAGUGUGAACAUCUCCAUGUGGUUGCAGAAGCAGGCGCCAGAGCACUUUCAAGGCGUCUUCGUGAACUUCUCGGCCCAGACGCAUGUCAACCAGUUCCAAGACCUGAUCGACAGCAAGCUGGAGAAGAGGCGUCGUGGAGUCUACGGCCCACCGGCCGGCAAAAAGAUGGUCCUCUUCGUGGAUGAUCUGAACAUGCCUCAGAAAGAGUACUAUGGCGCACAACCGCCCAUCGAACUGCUUCGGCAGUGGCAUGACCACGGCGGGUGGUACAACAGGAAAGAGCUCAAGAAGUUCGACAUUACCGACAUGAUCAUGGCAUCUGCUAUGGGGCCUCCCGGCGGUGGUCGCACAUUCAUCACCGAGCGUCUGAAACGCCAUUACAAUGUACUGGCUUACUCGGACCUCCAGGACGAAUCCAUCUCCCAGAUCUUUCGGACAAUUGCCAGCUACUUCUUUGCGGGGUUCGAUGAGUCAAUCCAAGCAACUAUCCCUUGCAUGAUCAUGAGCACGGUGAAGAUCUUCAAGCAAGCGCUGCAGGAUUUGCUGCCGACCCCGGCCAAGUCGCACUACCUCUUCAACCUGCGCGACAUCUGGCGCGUCUUCCUUGGGCUGUGCACUCUGAGCUCCAAGAAGGCGAACCAUCGGGACAUCGUGAUCCGUUGCUGGUGCCACGAGAUUCAGCGGGUCUUCGGGGACCGCCUGACAGACGAACAAGAUGCGGGUUGGAUGCAGAAGCAGAUCACAAGUUGUCUCGAAGAGGAUUUUCAGGUCCAGGUUGAGAACGUCUUCGUGCGUGAGAGGCUGCUGUUCGCCUCCUUCCUGAAUCAGGAUGCUGACCAGCGGUACUAUGAGGAAGUCACCAACAUUCAGGCCAUGAAAGAGUGCAUUGAAGAGUACCUGGAGGAAUACAACAGCGUUAGCAGCUUGCAGAUGCCAUUGGUGAUGUUCUUGGACGCUUGCGAGCACUGCGCUCGCAUAUGUCGUGUGCUGAGUCAGCCGAGUGGCAACGUCCUCCUCCUUGGGGUUGGUGGAAGCGGGCGCCAAAGCUUGACUCGGCUGUCCACCUACAUGAACGAGUGUGAGUGCUUCCAGAUCGAGGUGGCCAAAGGCUAUGGCAUGUCUGAGUUCAGGGAUGACAUCAAGAAGUGCCUCAUGAAGUGUGGGGUGGAGGACAAAGUGCAGGUCUUCCUCUUUUGCGACACACAGAUCGUAAAGGAAGAUUUCGUCGAGGCCAUCAACAACGUGCUGAACAGUGGCGAUGUGCCGAACCUCUAUGCCAAUGAGGACAUGGAGUCCAUCUCCGGUGCUUGUCGCCAACUAUGUCAGAAUAUGGGAAUGCAGCCGAACAAAGCCAACCUCUUCAGUGCCUACCUCUCGAGGGUCAAGAAGAACGUUCAUGUCGUCUUGGCGUUCUCACCAGUGGGUGACGGCUUCCGCAGCCGUUUGCGGAUGUUCCCCUCGCUGGUCAAUUGCGACGACCUCAGCUGUAUAUCGGUGUUUCUAGGCCCUAGGCCCUUCGAGCACAGAUCAGACGGGAGCUUCAAUAAACUAGACACAUGA
This is a messenger RNA of Symbiodinium necroappetens, 2059 nucleotides long. Lineage: Eukaryota; Dinophyceae; Suessiales; Symbiodiniaceae. The record is from the annotation of a GenBank genome assembly.